CGCAUCACCGCCCACCUCUGUCUCUCUCUCUCUCUCUCUCUCUCUCUCUCUCUCACACACACACACACACACACACACACACACGUCUAUAUAUACAUCUACCUGAAACCCAUGUCUCUCAACACUACCCACAAGCCAAAAUCACUUUCAUCAUUCUCAAAACCCAAAAUCAAUGGCAUCAACAUCAUCAAUUUCCCUCCCUUCUUAUCCACUUUUGAAUCGCCACAGACAUCAUCAACCAAAGCGAGUGUCAAAAACAACAACAACAAUGGUAGUACAUGCAUCGAUAAGAAACGAAGAUCAAAACUACCGCAGCGGGAGGAUCGUGGAUGAGAACUUGAUUGUUCUGCGGAAGAGAAUCCACGAAAUGAAGAUGAUAGAGAGGAACUACGACCCCCCUGCGAAUUGGAUGGAUUGGGAGAAGAAUUGCUAUGCUGGGUAUGACGAGUUCAUAUGUGAAGCAAUGGGUGUUUUGCAGAGUGGAUUGAUGAACACGAGGCCGAGCUUGGCUCUGGGUAUGGCGGUGAUUGUCGGGUUGAGUGUCCCGGCUUCGACUGGUCUGGUUGUGUUUCAUUUGGUGGAGAUGAUGAUCAAUGGAGUUUUAUCUGGUGUUCAUCAUCUCAAUUAUUAGCUUUUUUGUUUUUGUUUUUGUUUUCAUGUAGUUUGUUUCUUUGUAGAUACAAUCCAGAAUUAAUGCAUUAUUUGUUUGAUUUCUUUUGUAAA
Messenger RNA from Camellia sinensis, 723 nucleotides. RefSeq lists its product as uncharacterized. The record is from RefSeq and is a predicted model, not a curated record. Lineage: Eukaryota; Viridiplantae; Streptophyta; Magnoliopsida; Ericales; Theaceae.